AUGGUGGUCUUUUUUCCCUCCUAUUGGAGCCUAAACAACUUUAAAUCAAUUUGCGAGCAAAACCUCUUGCUUGAAAAACUUUCAAGUAACAAGAAAGUCUUUUGGGAAACAAAUGUAUCUGUGGAACUUUCUCCGAUCUUAAGUGCAUUUAUGACCACCUGCGACAAUUCUCGUCCCAAGGGAGCGAUUUUGUUUGCCGUAAUCAAUGGAAAGGUAUCUGAGGGAAUUAAUUUUUCCAAUCACUAUGGACGCGCUGUGAUUGUCGUUGGACUUCCAUUUCCAAACCAGAGCUCGCCCGAAAUUUCUGAAAUGAUCAAAUUUUUAUCCUCCACUCCUAAUUGCAAAAUAUCAUCGUCUACGUUUCUCGAAAAUGCCUGCAUGAGAAGUCUCCUAGGAAGGGUCAUAAGGAAUAUGAACGAUUAUGCAACCAUUGUAUUGUUGGAUUGUAGAUAUUCGCAGGAAAAUAUUGUUAAAAAGCUCCCAAAAUGGAUACUACCCUCUUUGAGAGUGUGUAAGAAUUUCGGGGACGCCUACAAAGGCUGCGUUCAGUUUUUCAAGUCUAUUGACCAGAUGGUUUAG
Mitosporidium daphniae is the source of this 579-nucleotide messenger RNA. RefSeq names its product chromosome transmission fidelity protein 1. The transcript is spliced from 4 exons. Gene Ontology annotation, molecular function: DNA helicase activity; hydrolase activity, acting on acid anhydrides, in phosphorus-containing anhydrides; nucleic acid binding. The coding region runs from base 1 to 579 and encodes 192 amino acids. The record is from RefSeq and is a predicted model, not a curated record. Gene Ontology annotation, cellular component: nucleus. Gene Ontology annotation, biological process: nucleobase-containing compound metabolic process; establishment of sister chromatid cohesion. Lineage: Eukaryota; Fungi; Microsporidia.